Messenger RNA from Anopheles moucheti, 718 nucleotides. RefSeq names its product protein mago nashi (gene mago). Lineage: Eukaryota; Metazoa; Arthropoda; Insecta; Diptera; Culicidae. The record is from RefSeq and is a predicted model, not a curated record. The transcript is spliced from 2 exons. The coding region runs from base 61 to 507 and encodes 148 amino acids. Gene Ontology annotation, cellular component: catalytic step 2 spliceosome; exon-exon junction complex; nucleus. Gene Ontology annotation, biological process: RNA splicing.
GAGGAAAGCAAAAAAAGCGAAAAGGUAUUUGCCGCGAGGAAAAGAAAGCCCGCACCGAAAAUGUCCAGCACGGAAGAUUUCUAUUUGCGUUACUACGUUGGUCACAAGGGCAAGUUUGGGCAUGAGUUUCUGGAGUUUGAGUUCCGGCCGGAUGGUAAGCUGCGGUACGCAAACAAUUCCAACUACAAGAACGACACCAUGAUCCGGAAGGAAGCGUACGUGCAUCAGGCAGUAAUGGAGGAGCUAAAGCGUAUCAUCCUGGAUUCGGAAAUUAUGGCAGAAGAUGAUUCCCUGUGGCCACCGCCGGAUCGUGUAGGACGACAGGAGUUAGAAAUAGUGAUAGGCGAUGAGCACAUCUCUUUCACCACAUCCAAAACGGGUUCGCUGGUGGACGUGAAUCAGUCCAAAGAUCCGGAAGGACUCCGCGGGUUCUACUACCUCGUGCAGGAUCUAAAGUGUCUUGUGUUCUCAUUGAUUGGACUGCAUUUCAAAAUCAAACCCAUCUAACCCCGGUGCGAGAGAUGCAACAGGAAACAUCACCGGUUUCCUCCACAACACAAACCACAUACAUUUUGGUGGAAUAACAUGGAAUUUUCUUUUCACUUUAUUUACUAAAACAAACAAAGAUUCUCUAUCGCAUUUCGAAAUGUGAAACAUUCUUUGUGACAAUGUAGAGUAAUAAUAAUAAACGUAAAGGACACUUUUCGCUUACUCCCAG